AUGUCUGCGGAGCACGCGCACCAGUCUCUUCCAUUCGCCGACACGCUCGCCGCCAUCAAGGCUGCUGUCCCUGGGAACCUUCUCAAGCCCCAGGUCGGCAUCGUCUGCGGAUCAGGGCUGCACACCCUCGCUGCGGACAUACGGAACAAGGUCGAAGUUCCGUACUCUGCUCUCCCAGGCUUCGGAUCGAGCACAGUCCCUGGCCACAAGAGCGCACUCGCUUUCGGCUUGAUCGGCCCUGGCUCGGGAGUGCCUGUCGUGGUUAUGCUCGGACGCUUCCACCCGUAUGAAGGGCACAAGCUCUCCGCCGUGGUCUACCCCAUCCGCGUCAUGGCCAGGUUGGGCGUCCGCCGCCUGAUCGUCACCAACGCUGCGGGCGGGCUCAACAAGGAUUUGCCCGUUGGCACAAUCGUCGUUAUCCGGGACCACAUCGCGCUCCCGAACCUGACCGGCAUGAACCCACUGCUCGGGCCCCAGGUGGGCCCCGAGUACCCGCGGUUCAUCCCGCUCUCCAGCGCGCACUCGGUCGCGCUCCGCCGGGUCGCCUUUUUGGCCGCGCACAAGCUGCAGCUCCCGUCCGACGCGCUCGCGGAGGGCGUGUACGCGUGGGUGUCCGGCCCGACGUACGAGACGGCCGCGGAAGGACGGAUGCUCAGGAACGCGGGCGCGGACGUAGUGGGCAUGAGCACCGUGCCGGAGGUCGUCGUGGGCAAGGAGGAGGGGCUGCAGGUGCUUGUGCUCAGUCUGGUGACGAACGCGGUCGUCAUCCCGGAUGGAUACCGAGAUAUCAAGGCGGAGGUCGAGGCAGAGCUCGCGGGAAAGCCGGUGGCCCAUGUAGACGAGGUGACGGUGUCACACGAAGAGGUGCUGGAGAAGGGGAAGGAGAAGGCGGAGGUGAUGAAGAGCCUGGUCGAGAUGAUUGUCGAGCUGAUCGCGGCGGGCGAGGCGAACGUCGCGAGCCGCGGCUAA
Messenger RNA from Epithele typhae, 969 nucleotides. RefSeq lists its product as uncharacterized. The transcript is spliced from 6 exons. Gene Ontology annotation, cellular component: cytoplasm. The record is from RefSeq and is a predicted model, not a curated record. Gene Ontology annotation, molecular function: purine-nucleoside phosphorylase activity. Bases 1 to 969 code for a protein of 322 amino acids. Gene Ontology annotation, biological process: nucleoside metabolic process. Lineage: Eukaryota; Fungi; Basidiomycota; Agaricomycetes; Polyporales; Epitheliaceae.